AUGUUCUCCUCACGUUUAACCACCACUGCCCAAUGCUGCCGUCGACAGUCUUUGCGCUAUUUGUCGACAUCAGGGCUCGUAAAUGAGCAGAAAACACUGCGACGACGUGUCAUAUUCUCGGGAAUUCAGCCUACCGGGAUCCUGCAUCUGCAGCUUGGGAACUAUCUAGGAGCCAUCUCGAACUGGGUGAAAUUGCAAAAUGAAGCACAGCAUGAAGACGAUAUUAUCUUCGCAAUCGUCGGCUGGCAUGCUCUGACGCUACCGCAGAACCCGAAGGAGUUGUCGGCAGCACGGACGAACAUGCUUGCAACACUUCUUGCCUUCGGCAUUGACCCAAAACGGUCUGUCGUUUUCCACCAAGACGAUAACCAAUGCCACACAGAGCUUGCGUGGAUACUGAGUUGCAUCACGCCUAUCGGCAAGUUGCGGAGGAUGACAACUUGGAAGUCGCGACUAGCCACGGCGAGGAACGCAAACGACGAAUCUGAAAUCGACGAAUCCAUGCUGAAUGCCGGCCUAUUCACAUAUCCCAUUCUUCAAGCUGCCGACAUUCUUGCGUACAGGGCAACACAUGUCCCCGUUGGCGAGGACCAGACCCAACACCUAGAGCUGAGCCGAGAUCUAGCAGAUUCCUUUAAUCGAACCUUUAGCAAGAGGAAACAGUUCUUCCCUGUCCCCUCACAGCUCAUCACGCCGACCAAACGCGUCUUAUCCCUGAAGGACCCAUCGUCCAAGAUGUCCAAGUCCGCACCGGACCCGGCUUCCCGCAUCGAGUUGACAGACACUGCAGCUCAAAUCUCCCGUAAAGUCCGCGCUGCUGUCACCGAUUCAAUAGACGGCAUCACUUACGACCCCGUUGCACGACCUGGCGCGUCAAAUCUCCUCUCGAUACUCGCAGCCUGCACAGAUGAGCCUGUGCAGGAGGUCGCAGCCCGUUAUGCGGAGAAAGGUCACUCAGCCUUGAAGAGCGACGUGGUGGACGCGUUGGAGGAGAUAUUAAGGAGCCCUAGAGAGGAAUUUGGGAGGCUGCGCCAGGAGAAGGAAUAUCUCGCUGCUGUUGCAAGGCAAGGCGCGGAGAAAGCAAAGGAGCGUUCGAGCAAGACGAUGAGGGAAGUACGGAAUAUGGUUGGUCUGUGCUAA
Molecule: messenger RNA, 1140 nt
Organism: Cyclocybe aegerita
Lineage: Eukaryota; Fungi; Basidiomycota; Agaricomycetes; Agaricales; Hemipholiotaceae
Source: the annotation of a GenBank genome assembly